AGCUCGGCUCACCAUACAAGUAUCGAGUUCGACUGCACGAAUAAAAAGGCUGAUUUUGCCUGUAAGAGUAACAUCAAGAUGAAUGUGAUUCUUGCAGUGAAGCAAUAUGUUGCCAAGAUGAUAGAGGACAGUGGACCAGGCAUGAAAGUGCUUCUUAUGGAUAAAGAUACGAUCAGCUAUGUAAGCAUGGUGUAUGCCCAGUCAGAGAUACUCCAGAAGGAGGUCUACCUGUUUGAACUUCUCAGUAAUGGCUCGCGGGAACUGAUGAAACAUCUCAGAUGCAUCUGCUUCAUCAGACCAACAAAGGAAAACAUCGAGCUUCUCUGCAAUGAACUGAAGAAUCCCAAGUACGGCAUUUACUGUAUUUAUUUCAGCAAUGUAGUCAGCAAAAGUGAUGUGAAGAGGCUGGCAGAGGCAGAUGAACAAGAAGUUGUGAGAGAAGUCCAGGAGUUCUAUGGGGACUACAUUGCCGUUAGCCCACAUGUCUUUUCCUUCAACAUCGUUGGAUGUUCACGGGGCAACAUAUGGAAUUCAGGUGUCUUGAACAGGAUUUGUGCAGGUGUGACGGCCGUGCUGCUGUCCCUCAAGAAAUGCCCCAUGAUACGCUUCCAGAACUCCUCAGAACUGUCCAAACGACUGGCAGAAAAUGUCAAGCAAGUAAUAUCCAAGGAUGCUGGGUUGUUUGACUUCAGGAGGACGGACGUGCCUCCUCUUUUGCUCAUACUGGAUCGGCACAGUGAUGCGGUUACACCCCUCCUACACCAGUGGACAUACCAGGCUAUGGUGCACGAGUUGCUCGGUAUCCGUAAUAACCGCAUUGACUUGUCCAAAGUUCCUGGCAUCAGCAAGGACCUACAGGAAGUGGUGUUGUCUGCUGAACAGGAUGAGUUUUAUGCCGCGAAUCUCUACAACAACUUUGGUGAAAUAGGCGCUCGGAUCAAGGAGCUGAUGGAGGAAUUCCAGAAGAAAAGUCAGAGCACCAAGAAGAUUGAAUCCAUUGCCGACAUGAAGGCAUUUGUGGAGAACUACCCCCAGUUCAAGAAGAUGUCCGGCACGGUGGCCAAGCAUGUGACUGUGGUCGGUGAGCUGUCCAGGCUGGUAGGGUUGUACAACCUGCUGGAGGUGUCGGAGGUUCAGCAGGAGCUAGCUUGCCAGAGUGAUCACAAUGAAGCCCUCAAGAAAGUGCGGGGCCUGAUCACGAGCGACAGAGUGAGGGAGCUGGAUGCCUGCUGUCUGGUGGCACUGUAUGGCCUACGGUACGAGCGGCAUAGCAACAAUGACUUCAUGACAUUACUGGGUGCGCUCACAAGGAGGGGAGUCAGUGAACGAAAUAAAAGGUUGGUUAGGGCUGUUGUAGAAUAUGGCGGGGAGAGGGCGAGAGGAACUGACCUGUUUGGACAGAACAACCCGAUCUCCAGAACGAGGAGGUUUUUUAAAGGAUUAAAGGGUGUCGAGAACAUCUAUACCCAGCACACACCAUUGCUACAAGAGACAUUAGAUCAACUGAUCAAAGGCAAGCUGAAGGAGGGAAGCUAUCCCUACCUGGGGCCAACCACCAUUAUGUUUUGUAUUGACCCCUUCUCUUUCACCAGACCUCAAGACAUUGUCGUGUUUAUGAUAGGAGGGGUAACCUAUGAGGAAGCCCUCGCAGUUCGCAACAUCAACCAGGCCAACCCCGGAGUACGGGUUGUCCUCGGUGGAACCACAGUACACAACUCACAGACGUACCUUGAGGAGGUGGCUCUAGCCCAGCACCUGUGAGGCAUUCCCCCUGAAAUAUGUUGACACAGCUCACACAUGAGAGGUAAACGUGUUGAUUCUGCGUAGGUUCAUUUCAGAGAUAUACUAAGAUGUGGCUAUCCUACAUGUACAUAUGAGGAGAAAUAUCCUUUUUGUCCCAGCACAAAAUUCCAAAUUGGGCCAUAUGUAGUACUUGGGCUGUACUUGAACAUGAAUUCUGUCCCCAAACAGCAUGCUUUGCAUGCUUGUUCCAUAUUUGUUUCAGAUACAUAGACACACAAACAUGCAGAGCUCUGCUCGUUAUAUGCCAAGUUACUCUUCCUAAGAGUCUGAAGUUCCAAAUUUAGCCAUUUUCAGCACAUGGACUGGAUUUUACCCAAAUAUAUAUAGUUAAUUCCUUUCGUAUGUUUACAAAGAAUACUUCCAUGCUGAGUUGCACCAAUAUAUGACUGUAUUAUUUAUUUAACCACGUGUAUAUAUAUCACACUGAUUCAAUGAAAUAUCUUGCUUGUUCAAAUGUAUUUUUAAUUGGUAUCGCUGAGUAGAUACAUGUAUAUUUGUAGCCACAUUAAGUUGUUACUGUAUCUUGUAAUCAUUUGAAAAAAAAUGGCAUUCACAUUUAUUUGAGUCAAAAAAUUAUAAUGUCAUUGGAAGAAAUGAAAACAUAAUUCUUGAUGCUGAAAAUAAUAAGACUACUUACUUCCAGUUGUUGAAAAUUGCAUGUCUGUACUGUUGUUGAGUAAUUUAAUCUAACCAUCCAUCAUUCAAGUCACAUCUGUCAUAGUUAAAUGUAAUUGUCAACCAAACUUGCCCUGAACUGUCACCAUUGCUAACACGCUCGCUCCAGUACAGACAAAUCAGAUGAGAUGCCAUUCCGAGGGGCCAUUUACACUCAUGCACCUGUCUCAAUUUGAGUGCGCGUGCCCUUUAGCAAUUGACUAUUGUUUAUUAGUCAAGGAGGAAGUUCACGUGCUUGCAUUGCAUGCGUGUGAUGAGGAUGGCCCCGUUGUAAUGGCGUCUAAUUUUGGUCAUCGGAUUUGUCAAUAGUUUGCUGUGCUUCAGGGUUUUUUCCAAGACUCUUGUGGUUGUAACCCUCCAUUGAAUCUCUAUGUAUCAAUUUUGUGUUUCUUUGCUUGGCUUAUUAUAUAUAAGCAAAACCAUCCAUAAAACUAUACAUGUAUACAUGUAUACAGAUCUGUUGGACGUGAUAAAAAAAAUACUUGAAGAUGUUUCGUAUAUGUGCUAGGCUUGCAUGGUAUUUUUAAAGAAGCAAUUAGCUCAUCAGGAGAGUUCGCCUACAAGAUUGUAUAUGAAGUAAAUCACUGUUUAAUCUUUCCAGUUCUGUCAGAACCUGCAACAAUAAAGAAUGAACUCUGUGAAUCCACCUGCUAAUAAUGGUGGACAAGUCA
Acanthaster planci (crown-of-thorns starfish) is the source of this 3149-nucleotide messenger RNA. RefSeq names its product vacuolar protein sorting 45 homolog (gene vps45). Gene Ontology annotation, biological process: vesicle-mediated transport. Lineage: Eukaryota; Metazoa; Echinodermata; Asteroidea; Valvatida; Acanthasteridae. The record is from RefSeq and is a predicted model, not a curated record.